AUGGCACCUUACGAGGCUCUGUAUGGUCCUAAGUGUUGUACCCUUUUGUGUUGGAUUGAGUUGGGUGAGCGAGGAGUUUUGGGUCUUGAGUUGGUUUCUGAGAUUGAGGACAAUGUUAGACUGAUUCGGGAUCAUCUAAAGGUAGCUUCUAGUAGACAGAAGUCUUAUUUGGAUCCGAAGAAGAGAGAUAUCGAGUAUUCUAUGGGUGACCAAGUCUUUUUUAAGGUAUCUCCAUCGAAGAUUGUCCUCCGGUUUGGAUGUAAGGGCAAGUUGAGCCCUAGGUUCAUUGAAACGUAUCGAAUUCUAAAAUGUGUUAGGCUUAUUGCCUAUCAGUUAAAGAUACCUCCAGAGUUGGACUGUAUUCAUGAUGUGUUCCACAUCUCUAUGUUGAGGCAGUACCGGUCUAACCCAUCUCAUAUUGUUUCUAUUGAGGAGAUUGAGGUAAGACCGAACUUGACCUUUGAGGAUGACCCAGUUCAGAUUCUAGAUUGA
Messenger RNA from Gossypium raimondii (Peruvian cotton), 492 nucleotides. RefSeq lists its product as uncharacterized. The record is from RefSeq and is a predicted model, not a curated record. The coding region runs from base 1 to 492 and encodes 163 amino acids. Lineage: Eukaryota; Viridiplantae; Streptophyta; Magnoliopsida; Malvales; Malvaceae. The transcript has a single exon.